Molecule: messenger RNA, 1546 nt
Organism: Coregonus clupeaformis (lake whitefish)
Lineage: Eukaryota; Metazoa; Chordata; Actinopteri; Salmoniformes; Salmonidae
Product: glutamate receptor ionotropic, NMDA 2A-like
Exons: 2
Coding region: 550-1338 (262 amino acids)
Source: RefSeq, a predicted model, not a curated record
GACCCCCCCGACCUUACACACACACACACACACUCCGACCUCAGACACGCUCACUCGGAGCACUCUAACACACACUCCGUGGACGCUUCCAUCCUGCAGCUGAGCGCCAGUCUGCUGCACCACAGUCACUCUGCAGAUGCUGACCUCCACUCUCUGAAGGACAAGAAGUACAGCACCUACAAACACACCAGCACUGGAGCUGCCUCCUCCAGCAAGGACAAUAACAAUGGUUCCCAUGAUGCCCCAGGGGGCCAGAGACAGACCCACUGCCGGUCCUGUCUGGGGAAGUUAUCAGGUUACUCUGGUCUGUACACAGUCCGCUCCCCUCAGAACCGCUGUGACGCCUGCGUCCACCUGGGCAACCUCUACGACAUCAGUGAAGAUCAACUGCAGUACCAGGCCUACUCACAGGCACAAACACCCUCCCCUCACACACACUCCCCGCACGCACACUCCCCACACGCACACACACACACCCAGCACACACACACACACUCCCCACACGCACACACACACACCCAGCACACACAGCCUCACGCUGGAGGAGACAUGUUCAGCCACUACCUGCCUCAGAGUGAGCUGGGUCUGGUGGGCGAGGGCGAUGGGUUGGUGAGUCACUACCUCCCCCCGUGUGGAGCCUCCCCCCCGGGAUCUCACCUCUCCUCCCAGCUCAGCCGCCAGCCCUCCUAUGAGAACGUCCCUGAGAAGCAGCAGCAGCAGCAGUAUCGGGGGAGCAGGGAGUCAGAGCGGCAGCAGAGUCAGUUCAGAGGGUUCAGUCUGCCAGACCGAGACAACAGCAGAGAUAGCAGCAGUUUUGGUCUCCUGGAGGAUAGCCCCUAUGCUAACGUCCUCACCAUGCGCUCCGACCGACCCUACUCCUCCUCCAAGACCCCCUCCUCCCCCCUCAACCACUCCCUGGAUCCUGUCCUGCCCUACCCCAUGCCCCUCCCCCGCCGCUCCAAGUCCCUGUACCCCGACCGGCCCUCCCAUAACCCCUUCCUGCAGGGCGGAGGGGGGACGGGGCAGCGUGGCGGAGGAGAGAACAGCCUGGCCGCAGCACAGCGCCUGGCACAUGGCCGCUCCGCCACCGACCUCUACAAACAACUAGUCCCCCUGGCGAUGACGCUCGGCAACCAUCAUGGGAAUCCCCAUGGUAACCACCAGGAGUUCUUCUACCCCGUGGCCUCGGAGACGGCCGUGAUGUCAUACGUAAUGGCUCCGCCCACCGUGGCGGCCCAGCAGCCAAUUGGCUACGUGACGGCUCCCCGGGCCGCCAGCGCCGGUGGAAACAGGCCACGCCUCUACCGACGCAUGCCCAGCAUCGAGUCCGACGUCUGAGACACACACACACACACAAGCACAUGGGAGAGAGAUUGUGUGUGCUGCUGUUAGGAACAGAUCUGACUUAACAAACACACACAGCUGCAAGGCUGAACAGAACAGAACAGUCCUGAGUGUUUCCUAUGUGGAGUAAAACCACCUUUAUAAACCACUAAUACUAUACAGCCUAAAGACUCUACAGGAGAGGAGAGGAGAGGAGAGGAGA